AUCAAUAUGAAAAUCAGUGCCCUUUUUCGCUUCUUAAGAGGGCUGCGCUUUCAUUAGUUUCACCAUAGUUAACAAUGCUUAAGAAUUUAAUAAAUAAAGGGUGUUGUUUCUUAAGAGGAAAUAGCUUAAAUCUUUCCAUAUUUAUUUACUUCUUACGAUGCUCGCAUAUCUGUGUGGACUGUACUAUUUGUUAUAACCAUUUGUAUUGUUUUGAUUACUUAUUGUUCUGACGCAUAAGGACUAAGAUUCUUAGAUGAAAUAGCUUAAAAAAUGGAAAUCAUGGUGGGAGACAAGGAGAAACUCGAGCAUGUGAGUGAUUCAGAAGCAGGUUUUUGAGAUCCACUGCAGUGGUAAGGUGAUCUUUGUCUGUAUAUUGAAAGAGGGGAAGAUUUGGAAGCAACCCAUUUACGUGGGUUGAAGAACAAGACUAUUGCGUUCUUGGGUCGUGAUUGAAAAGGCUGAAAACCAUCAAAAGAUACCAACAUUCUACCAUACUCCUUCAACCUCUUUUUACUUCUUUUGCUUAAUCACUCAUUAAUUCUUCUUCACUGCUUGUUUGGGCUGCAAAUUUUGGUGGGGUUUUCUUCAAUCAUAACCUCUCUGUUCCUUCUCUCUUAUAAAUCCCCAAAACCCAAGAUUGCAAUCAGCUUGAAGUGGGAGUGUUACUAUUCAUAACACGUUCCAACUCCACGAAGAAUCGUUGGCAUACAUUUGUGGUAGAAAUAGGGAUCUGGGUUUACAAUAAGAUCGGCUAAUUUAGCCGACAUUCUUGUUCCUUGUGGUUUAGUGUUCUUAAAUCGCAUCUGGGUAUGAGCGAUUCUUUGAUUUUGUUUGAUAUAUUGCCAUAAACAGUUGAGUUUUGUUUUGUAUUUUGGGGUUUCCAUCGCCGCCAAUAUUGUGUUCGUAGGAGGAAAUAAUGGCGGGGAAUGGGCUCUUUUACCCGAUUCUCGGACUCGCAUGUUGUUUGGCUUUCAUUUACAUAUCGUUUGGGGACUGGAAGCUUGUGGAUACUAAAGCCCCCAAAAUGGGUUUUGUAGAGAGGAAUGGAACGCAGUUCAUGGUGAAUGGGAGAGCGUUUUAUAUCAAUGGAUGGAAUUCUUACUGGUUUAUGGACCAUGCCGUUGAGGGAUACAGAAAGCCCAGAGUCAGAGCGAUGCUGCGGGCGGCGAGGAAGAUGGGGCUUACAGUUUGCCGAACUUGGGCCUUCAGCGACGGUGGCUACAAUGCCCUCCAGGUUUUUCCCGGCAGGUUUAACGAGCAAGUCUUUAAGGCUUUGGAUCAUGUCAUUGCAGAAUCAAGACAACAUGGGAUAAGGCUUCUCCUUAGCUUAGUCAACAACUUGCAAGCAUACGGUGGGAAGACUCAGUAUGUGAAGUGGGCAUGGCAAGAUGGUGUUGGUUUAAGCUCUUCCAAUGAUUCCUUCUUCUAUGAUCCCUCGAUACGCAUUUAUUUUAAGAAUUAUAUUAAGACUGUCCUAACAAGAAGGAACUCCAUCACUGGAAUUGAAUAUAGAAACGAUCCGACCAUCUUCGGAUGGGAAUUGAUUAACGAGCCACGUUGUAUGACCGAUGCCUCAGGCGAUACUCUUCAAGAGUGGAUUGAAGAAAUGUCAGCUUACAUUAAAUCGAUUGACAAGAAGCAUCUAUUAACUGUUGGGUUAGAAGGAUUUUAUGGUCCAAAUAGCCCCAAGAAAUCUACUGUGAACCCGGAAGAGUGGGCAUCCAGACUUGGCUCUGAUUUCAUCCGCAAUUCUGAGAUCCCACACAUAGAUUUUGCCUCUGUUCAUAUCUACCCCGACCAUUGGUUCCAUGAUCAAGAUUUUGAAGAAGAACUGAAAUUUGUAUCCAAGUGGAUGCUCUCUCAUAUUGAAGAUGGUGACAAAGAGUUGAAGAAACCAGUCAUGUUUACUGAAUUUGGACUGUCAGACCUGAACAAAGGCUUCACCCCAGCUCAGCGGGAUAGAUUUUACAAAACUGUUUACGACGUCAUUUACAAAUCUGCCAAGAGGAAGCGAUCGGGAGCUGGCUCUUUAGCCUGGCAGUUCCUUGUCGAAGGAAUGGAAGAGAGUAACGACGAUUUCGGGAUAGUCCCGUGGGAAAGAUCGUCGAUAUAUCGGCUUAUUAUAGAGCAAUCAUGCAGGUUGGCAAGGAUUGGUGGAGACAUCCAACAGUUAAAAGCAUUGAAAAAUGUGUGCUGAGAGAUGGUGAUCUGAGUAUUAUCUUAUUUGAGAGAAUUCAAUUCGUUCCCUUCCUGCUAUAUUUUGGCUCUCUGCCAUUUGUUUCUUCUGUUGAUACAUAUUUGAAAUAGAUUAGUUAGUUUAACCUAUAGGAGUGAGUUUCAACCAGACUAUACAUGAACUGGUGGAAGCUGUAGUGUUUUUGAGCGAAUAUACAAGCCAAUACAUGAACAACAAGCUGUAAUGUUUUUGAGUAAAUAUACGAGUCAUAAUCUAUUUUACCUUUGAA
Cucurbita moschata (crookneck pumpkin) is the source of this 2465-nucleotide messenger RNA. Its product is annotated as mannan endo-1,4-beta-mannosidase 2-like. The transcript is spliced from 5 exons. The record is from RefSeq and is a predicted model, not a curated record. Gene Ontology annotation, molecular function: hydrolase activity, hydrolyzing O-glycosyl compounds. The coding region runs from base 917 to 2197 and encodes 426 amino acids. NCBI's taxonomy places the organism in Eukaryota, Viridiplantae, Streptophyta, Magnoliopsida, Cucurbitales, Cucurbitaceae.